AUGUUUGUUGUCAGACUACUGUUGCUAGUCGCUAAUCUCUGCAAACUCUUUGUAGACUCCACGCUUCCAUGUGGGCGCGUGUGGAGUAGCGUCAAAGCCCACGCAAUUCAAGUUCAGAACAGACCCCACCUGUUCGACGCCCCACCCGAUCUCGACAUCCGCCGCAGCGACUGCAAUAUUCACAGCUUGGGAAACCGCUGUUGCAAAGCAUACAGUCCCUCUUCCAUGGUUUGA
This is a messenger RNA of Knipowitschia caucasica, 234 nucleotides long. Lineage: Eukaryota; Metazoa; Chordata; Actinopteri; Gobiiformes; Gobiidae. The record is from the annotation of a GenBank genome assembly.